AUGGAAUACUUCACUAAGUGGCCAGAAGCCUUCGCCAUUCCAAAUCAAGAAGCUUCAACAGUUGCAGAUAAACUAGUUCAUGAAGUCUUCUGUCGUUUUGGAGUACCUUUAGAGAUUCACAGCGAUCAAGGAAGGAAUUUUGAGUCUCAAAUAUUCCAGGAAACUUGCCAAGUUAUGGGUACUCAGAAAACACGAACAACUUCUUACCACCCACAAUCUGAUGGAAUGGUAGAAAGAUUUAAUCAGACAUUGGAGAGGUACCUAGCAAAAGUUGUGGAAAAACGGCAACGAGACUGGGACAGGCACAUACAACCGUUUUUGUUGUCAUAUCGAAGCGCUGUUCACGAAAGUACAUCAGUGACACCAGCUUUCGCAAACUUUGGCAGAGAAUUGCGGCUGCAUGCAAACCUGAUCACCGGAAUACCACCUAAUGCCCCACGCAGUAUAACCGAUUAUGCAAAUGACUUGCGGAACAAAAAGGAUUAA
Parnassius mnemosyne (clouded apollo) is the source of this 486-nucleotide messenger RNA. Lineage: Eukaryota; Metazoa; Arthropoda; Insecta; Lepidoptera; Papilionidae. The record is from the annotation of a GenBank genome assembly.